Molecule: messenger RNA, 541 nt
Organism: Astrephomene gubernaculifera
Lineage: Eukaryota; Viridiplantae; Chlorophyta; Chlorophyceae; Chlamydomonadales; Astrephomenaceae
Source: the annotation of a GenBank genome assembly
CACAACCGGAACUCGUGUUCUUGCUUAGCAUUGGCAAGCUUGGUACUUUUCGACUCGAAAUGCUGACAACGCCAGACCUAGCCAUCCUAGGCCGUCCCAAAAUCCAUCUCCGAAAUUCUUGCCCAUGAAGGAUGUAAACCCGGAUUUGUAUGGACAUGGAACUGAACAGCGUGGGGGGAAAACGCUAUGAGCAGCACGAUGGCUGGCAGGCGCUGCGGCUGGCACAGCGUUUGCAUCUGCCAUCCUCGCCCGGGCCGCUCCUCCUUUCCUGCAAUGACGUAAAUGGGGAGCUCCUCGGCGGGCACGACAACCGCGCCCUUCAUACCUUUGUGCUUUGCAGAUGUCCCGCCUGCUCGGAGCCCUCUGCCUCGGGCGGCACCAGCAGCCGCUCCGGUCGCGGCGGCUCCAAGGGCGGCUCCACCCGCAUCGGUCCUCAGUUCAACCUGGAGGACUGGUUCGUACACUGCCAGGGGCCCGACUGGGAGGAGCCGCUGGCGCUGCGGCAGCGGCACCAGGCUGACCGGAUGGUGAAGAAGGCGGU